AUGGAGGUGGAUGCAGACGAGAAGCGCCAUCGCACACGCUCCAAAGGUGUUCGAGUUCCCGUGGAACCAGCCAUACAAGAGCUGUUCAGUUGUCCCACGCCUGGCUGUGAUGGCAGUGGCCAUGUUAGCGGCAAAUAUGCAAGACACAGAAGUGUUUAUGGCUGUCCUUUGGCAAAAAAAAGAAAAACACAAGAUAAGCAACCCCAAGAACCAGCUCCCAAAAGAAAACCCUUUGUGGUUAAAGCAGACAACUCUUCAGUAGAUGAGUGCUAUGAAACUGAUGGCACAGAGGAGAUGGAUGAAAAAGAAGAGGAAGAAGAGGAAGAGGAUGAAGAGGAGGAGGAAUAUUCAGAUGACAAUGAGGAGCAAGCUGAUGAGGAGGAGGAUGAUGAGGAGAUAGAUCGAGAAGAAGAAGAGAUUGAAGAAGAAGAAGAAGAGGAUGAAGAGGAAGGUGAAGAUGUGGAGGAUGAGGAGGAGGAGGAGGAGGAAGAAGAGGAGGAGGAAGAGGAGGAGGAGGAAGAACACCAUCAAAUGAAUUGUCACAAUACUCGAAUAAUGCAAGACACAGAAAAAGACGAUAACAAUAAUGAUGAGUAUGAUAAUUACGAUGAACUGGUGGCCAAGUCAUUGUUGAAUCUUGGCAAAAUUGCAGAGGAUGCAGCAUACAGAGCCAGGACAGAAUCAGAAAUGAACAGCAAUACAUCUAAUAGUCUGGAAGAUGAUAGUGACAAAAAUGAAAACAUUGGUCGGAAAAGUGAGCUAAGUUUAGAUUUAGACAGUGAUGUUGUUAGGGAAACAGUGGACUCCCUUAAAUUACUAGCACAAGGACAUGGUGUAGUGCUUUCAGAAAAUAUUAAUGACAGAAAUUAUGCAGACAAUACUUCACAGCAAGAUAAUAGGAAUAUGAACUUUGUAAUGCUAGGGAAACCUGUGAACAAUGGACUUACAGAAAAAAUGGUGGAGGAAAGUGAUGAAGAGGUGUGUCUCAGCAGUUUGGAGUGCUUAAGGAACCAGUGUUUUGAUCUGGCUAGGAAACUCAGUGAGACAAACCCACAGGAAAGAAAUCAACAGCAAAACAUGAACACUCGUCAGCAUGUCAGGCAAGAAGAUGACUUCCAAGGAAGAACACCAGACCGGAAUUACUCUGAUAUGAUGAACCUAAUGAGACUUGAAGAACAGUUGAGCCCCAGAUCUAGAACUUUUUCUAGCUGUGCAAAGGAGGAUGGUUGUCAUGAAAGAGACGAUGAUACCACCUCUAUUACUUCAGAUAGGUCUGAAGAAGUGUUUGAUAUGACAAAAGGUAACUUAACCCUGCUUGAGAAAGCAAUUGCUUUGGAAACUGAGAGAGCAAAAGCCAUGAGAGAAAAAAUGGCAGUGGAAGCUGGAAGGAGGGAUAAUAUGAGAUCAUUUGAGGAACAAUCUCCAAGACAACUUUCUGGGGAUGACAGGAAGCCUAAACCCAGUGACGGCCAUGUCAAAAAGCCAUAUUAUGGUAAAGAUCCCUCAAGAACAGAAAAGAAAGAGAGCAAAUGUCCUACCCCUGGGUGUGAUGGAACGGGCCAUGUAACGGGGCUUUACCCCCAUCACCGCAGUUUGUCAGGAUGCCCACACAAAGAUAGGGUCCCUCCAGAAAUUCUUGCCAUGCAUGAAAAUGUUCUUAAGUGUCCUACACCAGGCUGCACAGGCCGGGGCCACGUAAAUAGCAACAGGAAUUCCCACCGAAGCCUCUCUGGAUGUCCUAUUGCUGCAGCAGAGAAACUGGCUAAAGCUCAAGAGAAGCAUCAGAACUGUGAUGUGUCAAAAUCAAACCAGGCAUCAGAUCGGGUUUUAAGGCCCAUGUGCUUUGUUAAGCAAUUGGAGAUCCCUCAGUAUGGCUACAGAAACAAUGUCCCCACCACCACACCCCGCUCCAACUUGGCCAAGGAACUAGAGAAAUACUCUAAGACUACGUUUGAAUAUAACAGUUAUGACAACCAUGCCUAUGGCAAGAGAGCCAUAGCUCCCAAGGUGCAAUCCAGGGAUAUAUCCCCCAAAGGAUAUGAUGCUAAGCGUUACUGUAAGAAUUCCAGCCCAACCAGCAGCACAACAAGCAGUUAUGCCCCUAGCAGCAGCAGCAAUAUGAGUUGUGGUGGAGGCAGCAGUGCCAGCAGUACCUGCAGCAAGAGCAGCUUUGACUAUACUCAUGACAUGGAGGCAGCGCACAUGGCUGCUACUGCUAUUCUGAAUCUCUCCACUCGCUGCAGGGAGAUGCCUCAGAACCUCUCCACUAAGCCUCAGGAUCUCUGUGCGAGGAAUCCUGAAAUGGAAGUCGAUGAAAAUGGGACCUUGGAUCUGAGCAUGAACAAGCAGAGGCAGCGAGACGGCUGCUGUACCAUUUUGACACCCCUGGAGCCAAUGUCACCUCAACGGCAAGCUGUGAUGAAUAAUCGGUGUUACCAGCUGAAUGAGGGGGACUGCUGGGACUUGCCAGUGGACUACACUAAAAUGAAGCCCAGUAGGAUAGACGAAGAUGAUUCCAAAGAGAUUACUCCAGAAGAUUUGGAUCCUUUCCAAGAGGCACUUGAAGAAAGAAGGUAUCCUGGUGAAGUUACAAUCCCAAGUCCUAAACCCAAAUACCCUCAAUGCAAAGAGAGCAAAAAGGAUUUAAUAACUUUAUCUGGCUGUCCGCUGGCUGACAAAAGCAUUCGAAGUAUGCUGGCCACAAGCUCACAAGAACUCAAGUGUCCCACCCCUGGGUGUGAUGGCUCUGGACAUAUUACUGGAAACUAUGCUUCACAUCGAAGUCUUUCAGGCUGUCCGCGAGCAAAGAAAAGUGGAAUCAGGAUAGCACAAAGCAAGGAAGACAAAGAAGAUCAAGAGCCAAUUAGAUGUCCAGUUCCUGGUUGUGAUGGUCAGGGUCAUAUAACUGGAAAAUAUGCAUCCCAUCGCAGUGCAUCAGGGUGUCCUCUAGCUGCCAAAAGGCAAAAGGAUGGAUACCUAAAUGGCUCACAGUUCUCUUGGAAGUCUGUGAAGACGGAAGGAAUGUCAUGUCCAACUCCAGGAUGUGAUGGCUCAGGACAUGUCAGUGGUAGUUUUCUUACUCAUCGUAGUUUAUCAGGAUGCCCCAGAGCCACUUCAGCUAUGAAGAAAGCAAAGCUAUCUGGAGAACAAAUGCUAACAAUAAAGCAGCGAGCCAGUAAUGGUAUAGAAAAUGAUGAAGAAAUUAAACAGUUAGAUGAAGAAAUCAAGGAACUAAAUGAAUCCAACUCCCAGAUGGAAGCUGAUAUGAUUAAACUCAGAACUCAGAUUACCACAAUGGAGAGCAACCUGAAGACGAUAGAAGAGGAGAACAAAGUAAUCGAACAGCAAAAUGAGUCUCUUCUUCAUGAAUUGGCCAAUUUAAGCCAGUCUUUAAUUCAUAGUCUAGCUAAUAUCCAGCUGCCACAUAUGGAACCAAUCAAUGAACAAAAUUUUGAUGCUUACGUGACCACUUUGACGGACAUGUAUACAAAUCAAGAUCGUUAUCAGAGUCCAGAAAAUAAAGCCCUACUGGAAAAUAUAAAGCAGGCUGUGAGAGGAAUUCAGGUCUGA
This is a messenger RNA of Rhea pennata, 3570 nucleotides long. It is a transcript of the gene MYT1L, whose product is annotated as myelin transcription factor 1 like. Lineage: Eukaryota; Metazoa; Chordata; Aves; Rheiformes; Rheidae. Gene Ontology annotation, cellular component: nucleus. The record is from RefSeq and is a predicted model, not a curated record. Gene Ontology annotation, molecular function: zinc ion binding; DNA-binding transcription factor activity, RNA polymerase II-specific; RNA polymerase II cis-regulatory region sequence-specific DNA binding. Gene Ontology annotation, biological process: regulation of transcription by RNA polymerase II. The transcript has 20 exons. Bases 1 to 3570 code for a protein of 1189 amino acids.